Molecule: messenger RNA, 4237 nt
Organism: Halteromyces radiatus
Lineage: Eukaryota; Fungi; Mucoromycota; Mucoromycetes; Mucorales; Cunninghamellaceae
Exons: 10
Coding region: 103-4146 (1347 amino acids)
Biological process (GO): mRNA catabolic process
Cellular component (GO): exosome (RNase complex); P-body
Molecular function (GO): 3'-5'-RNA exonuclease activity; RNA binding
Source: RefSeq, a predicted model, not a curated record
ACUUCUUUUUCUCAUUUUUUUUUUCCUUCUUUUUUCUCUUCCCCCCACCAUUUCCUUAUUUCUUCAUCAUCAUUGAUUUUUUCUGUUUGUUUCCUUUAAUUCAUGUCGCAUGGUCUCGAAACAUUGGAACAACAGUCAGCUCCUGAAAGCACAAGAGGACUUUUUGACGUGUAUCCUGAUAAAAAGGUUCAAACAGGCAUCCUCCAAUCAAGCACUUCCACUGAUAGACAUCGAUCUUUAGAUUCUUCUGGAAGACCUUCUCGUCAAUCUUUUCAAUCGCCGGCGUCACGUAACAACAACAACAACAACAACAACAACAGUAAGGCUCAUCAACGAUCACGAUCAGCUAGUGCUUCAGAUAUGGGUUAUUUUGGAACAAGACGAAACCAUUCAGGACUUCAAACAUUGACUGAAGAAGGUGGGCAUCAGGAACAAGAAAAUCAUAUCAACAACUUCAGCAAAAGCAGACGUACAUCAACAACAACAACAACAACAACAACAACAACAAUAUCUGGUAGAAGGGAAAGUGUUACUAUGGAUUCCUUGAAAGAUAUGAUUAAUUCAUUAAAAGCAAUACCACCAACGACUUCUGUAUCAACUUCUUCACUUUCAACCUCUGCAACAAAUGGUACAGGAAGAAGAUAUGGUCAUCGGAAACAACAAUCCAUGUCUUCCUUGUCUUCUGGUCAACAACAAUCUCAACAUUCCAAUAUACGUCGGUCGUACAACGAUGGGAACAAAACAAGUGAUAUGCAUUCGGUAUUGCAAAAUACGGUCCAGGAACUCCGAUCGAUUCCUUUCUCAUCCUCUGAUAAAGUAACAGCACCUCGUCCUUCUUCUUCCUCAUCUUAUAGACGUUUUGGAAAUCAUAGUAGCAAUAGCAACAGUGGUAGUGAUGAUGAUAUGGUGGCAAGAGAUGAUGCUUUGGCCGAAGCGGAAGCUAAAUUGAUGGGUUCUUUUAUGACAACUGGGAUCAGCAAUAAUAAACAUCAUUCUUCUAUUACUCGACGCCGUUCUUCUGACUCAUCUACUGAUUUACCUUUGACACUUCACAAACGAACAUCUUUACAACAACUAGCUACUCUAUCUGAAGAAACAGGUCCUCUUACUGAUCGAUUGACAGCCAGUCGUUCCUUUUCUGCUCUUUCAAAACGAACUCAAUUCAACAAGCCCUUGGAUCUUUAUUCUACUGAUGAAGGUAGUAAGCGUAAAUCUCUAGGUCACUCUCGACGAUCUUCUCGUAACGUAGAUAUGGAUUGGCGAUUACCUGCACCUUCACAACCAAUAGCGCAACCAACUUCACCAAGACAGUCAUUUCAAUUGGUACCUUUUACACCUACGCGUGUUAAUUUUGCUCGAGAUGAUGCUAAUCCUCAUCAACGACGACCUCUAUUUAUUGCUCAUCUACCUUUCAGCGCUUUGACACCUUUGUUUCGCACCCGUCAACUAGUACGUGGAAUGUUACGUGUCAACAAACGCAACCGUAGUGAUGCCUAUGUAUUUUGUGAAGAAUUGGAUGCUGAUAUCUAUAUUUGUGGAUCAAGGGAUCGGAACCGUGCUUUGGAAGGUGAUGUGGUGGCGGUACGAUUAGUGGAUGUGGACAAGGUAUUGCAAGAAAAACGGGAAAAGGAACAAAUUAAAAUGUCCCGAAACGCUAGUCGGGUGCGAUUACCGGAUGAAGAAGAUGAAAAUGAAAUCAUAUUUGGUGGUGAUGAAGAAGUGGAAGUGAUCAAACCAAAAUAUUGUGGUGUCGUUGUCGCUAUUAUGGAACGUGCUCAAAAUCAAGUUUUCUCUGGAACUCUGACACUUAUUCGACCCAACAACAAACGUGCACAAGAAGAAGAUGAAAAGAAAAAUCAACAAGGUGCUGAUUCUGCUUCAUUCAAGAAAGAUACACCUCGUAUAGUUUGGUUCAAGGCUACUGACAAACGUGUACCAUUGAUUGCUAUUCCUAUUGAACAAGCUCCUGAUGAUUUCGUGGAAAAUAGUCAAAAGUAUGCUACUAGACUGUUUGUGGGCUCUAUCAAACGCUGGCCAAUUACAUCUUUACAUCCUUUUGGAACUUUAGAAAAGGAACUUGGUUCGGUGUAUGAACUCUCCACACAAACCAAGGCCAUCUAUGCUGAUAACAAUAUUACUGAUACCGAUUUUUCUGAAGCUGUUUACAAUUGUUUACCUCCUGGUGAUUUCGAAGCUUCUGUGGACAACAAUACCUCAACUACUAAUAAACGACGUGAUUUUACUGGCGUGCGAUGUUUUACGAUCGAUCCCAAGGGUUCAAAUGUUUUGGACGAUGCAUUAUCCAUUGAAAAACUGGAGGAUGGUUCUUAUCAGGUGGGAGUGCAUAUUAGCGAUGUUUCCUACUUUAUCAAGCCGCAUUCUGCAUUGGAUAAGGAAGCCCGUACAAGAGGUGUUAGAGUAGAUCUGCUCCAUUCUCAUGUUCCUAUGGUACCUGAAGUGAUGACCGAAAAAUUGACAAAUUUGAUACCCAACCAUACUAGAUUCGCAUUCUCUGUUGUUUGGAAAAUGACAAUGCAAGGCAAGGUAUUGGAUACUUGGUAUGGCAAAUCAACCAUCAGAUCAUGUGCGCAAUUGACGAUAGAGGAUGCCCAACAUGUAGUGAAAGGAGGAAGUUUGGAUAACAACAAUGGGGUUAUAUCGGAAAAAUAUCGACAAGAUAUUGAAAAUGAUAUUCGCUUGUUAAAUACACUCGCCACUGAACUAUACAACCUUCGUAGUCAGACUGGAAUAUUGACUCUAUUACGUGAUGAAUUGACAUACGAUUUUGAUCCCGAGUUCACUCCUUUGAAUGUCUCGGUGCUUACCAAACCCAUCCAAACUCAUCGUAUCAUUAAGGAAUUCUUACUCUUGGCAAAUACAAGUGUUGCUCAACGGAUUUCUAGUCGAUUACCUGAACAAGCAUUACUUCGUCGUCAUGCUACUCCAGUAGACAGAAAAAUUCGCGCAUUACAACAAUUCUGUUCUCGUCAAUUGGGUGUACAAGUAGAUAUUGGUAGUGCUGGUCAUUUGGAAAAAUCUGUUCAAGCUAUUGCUGAUCCCAAGCUACGCAAAUUAGUUUCUGUGAUUGUCCUCAAGACUUUACAUGUACCCAAAUACUUUUGUGCUGGUACUUAUGAUAUUGCAAAAUACUCUCAUUAUGCUCUGAAUGUCCCUUUGUUUACUCAUUUCACGGCUCCAAGUCGUCGAUUUGCUGAUAUCUUGGUUCAUCGUCAAUUAGAAUAUGCACUAUCAUCAGAAGAUGCUCCAUUUUAUUUGGACCGCGACACUGUACAAAAACUAACCCAACAUUGCAAUGUGAAGAAGGAAGCGGCUCAUUAUGCUCGUGAACAAAGUAGUCUGUUAUUCUUGGGCGUCCAUCUCAACAAACUGGCGAAGCAAAAUGGAAAAUCGGUGGUAUAUCGUGAAGCGACUGUUGUUGCUGUAUGCGAAGGUCAUUUAGAUGUGAUGGUUCCGGAACUGAAUAUGGAAAAACGUGUACACCUGGCAAAUUUACCUGUUUGGCGAUCAGAUUACAAUGAAAACAAGCAAACAUUGACCAUGUAUUGGCGCAAGGGCGUAGACACCUCCACUGGAAAACAGCGACAUUGGUCCAUUUUGGAUGAUGACGACGAUGAUGAUGACAGCGAUUACUUGGAUGAAGAAUUGUUAUUGGAAGAAAUGCUUCAGACAGGUGCUUUAACCAAGGAUGAUGAUGAUGAAGAAGAAGAAGAAGAAGAAAAAGUGUCUUCAUCACUGAUAUUGGAUAGAAACGACAAUGUCAGCUGCCUACAACACAAUGAUCAACAACAAUCAGUAUUAAGGGAUUUGGAGGAUAAUAAGGAACAAACAGUCAUAGGAUUAUCUAUUUUGGAACAACAUGCAAGAAAAGCAAUGCCUGUGGACACACCUGAUAUUUCACCAACUGUCACCUCUUCUACGAAAAAAUUACGCCCUGAAUCCACCCAAUCUACAUCGGCCAAACGAGCUUCUUUGGUUCGUGCAAGACUUUCAGACAGUACAGCUUAUAGCACAGAACAAGGAUACCAAACCAUCAAGGCUUUGGACAAGAUUCGUGUGGCUCUCGUGAUUGAUAUGGUACGAACUCCUCCUUUGAUCCGUAUUCUAGCUGUCAACCCAUUUGCAUAAUCCUUUCUUUUUUUUCUUCUUCUUCUUUUUUAUAUAUCUUAUUUAUUCCCUCUUACUUUAUAUUAUACUUGAUUCUUGAUUUUUAUUUUAC